Drosophila suzukii is the source of this 4323-nucleotide messenger RNA. Lineage: Eukaryota; Metazoa; Arthropoda; Insecta; Diptera; Drosophilidae. The record is from RefSeq and is a predicted model, not a curated record.
AUAACUUAUCGAUAAUUCCGCUGUAUCGCCGCGUUGUGUUUUUUGCCCAAAUAAUUUUCAUCGUUGUUUUCCCUUAAAUUUUCCCGAAAUAACCGCGCGAUGGGGGAAAGCGAUGCCGAGAGCGAUUCGAGCAGUAAUUCUAGCAGCAGCGGCUCCUCCAGUGGCAGCGACAGCGACGCCAGGAGCGAAUCCUCCUCGUCGGCCAGCAGCGGGCGCGAAGAAGAGGAAGCAGAGCCGGAGCAAUCCGCCAAAGAUGCGAAAAAAACUGAUGAUAGGGAUCGGGAGGAGGAUAGCGAUAAGGAAGGAGUAGCUAAAGAGGAUGAGGAUCCGCGUGACCAUAAAAAAAAUGCAGCUGAAGAUACCCCCUCGCCGGCCAAGCCAAUUUCCCAUUCUGCUGGCGUGGAAAAGCAGCAAGAAGAAGCAGCUGCUGCGACGGCGGAAAGUGAGAAAUUAAAUGAAGCGGAAAAUGUAGAAACACCUGUCCAACGGGAAGAAGAAGCAGAAGCCACAGGUGUGACGAAAAAGCUGGAAAGCCCGAAGACACAGGCGGAGCACGUUGAAAAAGAAGCAGAAGAGCGGGGAAAGGGGGAGGAGCAGCCGGUGACCACCAAUGGAAGCAACGGAAGUAGCAAGGAAUCGCCGGAGGAAACAGCUGCCGGUGCAGUGGAACCUCCUACAUCGGACAACCACGAGGAGGGCGAAAUAACCGAUAAAGACGAUGAUGACGAGCCGCCUGCCAAGGAGAGUGAGAAACCCGGCGCCGCCCAGAGCAGUCCAUCCAAAGAGUCCAACCGCCAACGCAGCCACAGCCAGGACGACAAGAGACGUCGGCCACGAUCCUCCAGUAGGAGUCCCUCGCCUCGCAGCCGUCGUCGUCCUCGCUCGAGGAGCGGGAACAGUAGGACCCGAAGCCGCAGUAUCAGUCCCAUUCGCCGUAGGUCGAAUUCCUUGGAGAGACGACGCCUGGAGCGCCAGAGGCGUCAUGAGGAGCGGGAUAAACGGGAUGAGGCAAGAGCUAAGGAGCGAGAAAAGCGCCAUCAGAAGCGUGAUAAGUCCACCAGCAGGCGAAGAGAUGAUUCCAAGGAAAGAAAGAGGUCCACUAGCAGGCGUAGAGAUGAUUCCAGGGAAAGGAAGAAGUCUUCAGAUCGCAAGCGAGAUCGUUCCACCUCCAGCCCAGGAUCGAAAUCAUCCAAAACUGCUCGCCAUCCAGAACCCACUAAUGCUGAUAAUGAAACCGUAACUGAACCUGCUGCCAAGAUAACAGAGCGUCAACGGAAAACGGUGGAUGUUUUAACCUCCAGAACAGGAGGAGCCUAUAUUCCACCAGCUAAGCUGCGUUUGAUGCAGUCACAGAUCACGGAUAAAGCAUCUGCUGCCUAUCAGAGAAUCGCUUGGGAGGCCCUCAAGAAAUCCAUCCAUGGUUACAUCAACAAAGUGAACGUAACAAAUAUAGCAAUUAUCACCAGGGAGCUUUUGAGAGAGAAUAUCGUCAGGGGAAGGGGUUUACUCAGCAGGAGUAUUAUCCAAGCCCAGGCUGCUUCGCCCACGUUUACCCAUGUCUACGCCGCUCUGGUGAGCAUUAUAAACUCAAAGUUUCCGAAUAUUGGAGAGCUCCUCCUCAAACGUCUCGUCAUCCAAUUCCGUAGGGCGUUCCGCCGUAAUGAUAAGUUGGUUUGCAUGUCGGCCACUAGAUUCAUUGGUCACCUGGUCAACCAGCGUGUGGCCCAUGAAAUUCUGGCCCUAGAGAUCCUCACCCUGUUGGUGGAAACUCCAACGGAUGAUUCGGUGGAGGUGGCCAUCAGUUUUCUAAAGGAGUGUGGCAUGAAACUGACUGAGGUUUCCUCAAAAGGCAUUGGGGCCAUCUUCGAGAUGCUGAGAAACAUCCUGCAUGAGGGAAAAUUGGACAAGCGAGUGCAGUACAUGAUCGAGGUGCUGUUCCAGGUGCGAAAGGAUGGCUUUAAGGACCAUCAGGCUGUUGUUUCGGAACUGGAGCUGGUGGAGGAGGACGAUCAGUUCACGCAUCUAAUGAUGUUAGACGAAGCCACUGAAACGGAGGAUAUACUGAAUGUUUUUAAAUUUGACGACAACUACGCGGAGAAUGAGGAGAAAUACAAAGGACUGAGUCGCGAGAUCCUGGGCAGCGAUGAUGGCAGUAGUUCGGGAUCAGGUUCCGGAUCGGGCUCGGAUAGCGAUUCGGAUGCAGAAUCUGGAUCGGAUGCGGAAAAGAAAACCGAGGGUGGCGACAUAAUCGACAACACCGAGACCAAUCUGAUUGCCCUGCGACGCACAAUUUACUUAACAAUUAACUCUAGUUUGGAUUACGAGGAGUGUGCCCACAAACUGAUGAAGAUGCAAUUGAAACCCGGACAAGAAAUAGAACUCUGCCACAUGUUCCUCGAUUGCUGUGCGGAACAGAGAACAUAUGAAAAGUUCUAUGGACUGCUGGCCCAACGGUUCUGCAACAUUAACAAGAUCUAUAUACCCCCCUUCGAGGAGAUCUUUAAGGACACCUAUCAAACCACCCACAGAUUGGACACGAAUCGCUUGAGAAACGUCAGCAAGUUCUUCGCCCAUCUGCUAUUUACAGACGCCAUUAGUUGGGAUGUGCUGGAGUGCAUCCAACUGAACGAGGAUGACACCACGUCAUCGAGCAGGAUCUUUAUAAAAAUCCUAUUUCAGGAGCUAGCUGAGUACAUGGGCUUGGGCAAACUAAAUGCAAAGCUCAAGGACGAAGUAUUGGUUGAAAGCCUGGCUGGCUUGUUCCCCAAGGAUAAUCCAAGAAACACCCGCUUCUCCAUUAAUUUCUUCACCUCCAUUGGUUUGGGUGGUCUGACCGAUGAUUUGAGAAGAUUCUUGAAAACUGCCCCCAAGGCUGUUCCCGCAAUAAAUGCCGAAAUUCUGGCCAGUACCGGAGGGAAUCCUUUCAAAGAUGGGUCUGCUCCCGCUGGAAAUUCCAAGAUAACCCCACCGUCGUCCUCCUCGUCAUCAUCAUCCUCCUCUGACACUAGCAGCGAUGACUCCAGUGAAGACGAUUCCAGUUCUGAAUCUUCUAGUGAAUCUUCAGGCUCCGAUUCCAGCUCAGAGCCCAAGAAGAAACGCAAACGCAAGGACAAAGACAAAAAGUCAAAGAAAGUCAGUAAGGAGAAAGCCAAAAAGGGUAAGAACAAAAAGGCAGAAAAGAAAAAGAAGGCGGAUAAGGAAAGGGAGAAAGAAAAACAAAAAUCUGAGAAGGAAAAGGAAAAAGAGAAACAAAGGGAAAGGCAAAAGGAACGAGAAAAGGAACAGGAGAAGGAUAAAAAGCGCGAGAAAGAGAAAGAAAAGAAGGCAGCGAAAAAGAAAUCAAAACGCAAGCGAAAACGCCAGGAGAGCUCAAGUUCCAACAGCAGCGAAGAAAGCGAAAAGUCGUCGUCUGAAUCCUCUUCAUCGAAUUCUUCCAGCGAAGAAAGCAACGCUGAGCCUAAGGCAAAGAUCAAGCGCCAGGAGCAAAUCCAAAAAAACAACAAAUUUCGGGGGCAACCGCAAGACAGUGAUGAAUUCAACCUAGAAGGUCCUGAAUCUAGAGAACGCAAUCGCAACCAGUCGAAUGGCAACGGCCAGAGACGCAGGGACAACUCUUUCAACAGACAAAGAAACCGGGAUUCUACUUCCUAUGGCAGGGAUCGAAACCGAGAGAAUUCUUCACACGACAGAGAAAGAAACCGGGAAAAUUCAUAUGACAAAGAAAGGAAGGUUCAAAAGUCUAUCUCUCACGAUAAGCAAAGAAAACGAGAUCGAUCCCUUUCUUAUGAGAAACCUCGCAGAAGAGAGGAUUCUUCCCCUCGCGAAAGACGUGUUGAGAAGAACAGUCGUGGUGAAAAAGACAGCCGACGUGGUGAUCGUUUGUCCAGAGAUGAGAGGUCAGAUCGAGGUGAAAGGUCUGAUCGUGGUGAAAGAUCAGAUCGUGGUCGUGAAAAGGAACGUGAUCGCGAUCUGAAGAGACAACGGGGACGCGAAAGAGAGCGUGACCAGGAACGCGUCGAAUCUCGUGACCGUGACCGCUCGCGAGGAGAGCGCAGUUCACACCGUUCCAAGGGGCGUGGCUGAAUUUGGAGACUGGACUGGAAACCGCGACAAAACUAAGGCAUAUUAAAAUUUGUGUUAAAUAUUUUACUUCUACAUGUGUACAAAGAAAAACCCACUAAGCUGAUAAACAAAAAUAAAUGUACAAAAUGCAACUGUCAAAUAGUUAUACACGCUUUACUAUACCGUAUAUUCACGACUUUUAGGCAUUUGUUCAGAUGAGGUAUAAUUAACAAUUGGACAAAAUUUAUACAUUUGUACAGA